AUGAAUGAAUCUGUUACAGAUAAUAUCGACAUCGAAAACGAAACAAAAGUUGUAGAAACUUUGAAACGGUUAUUCCCAAACGUGUUUAUACCGUUUGAUGGUUUACCACCUUCAAGAGGUAAACAGUUUGAUAUGACAAUUAAAUUAAAAACGGAAGAGAUUCCCAAAUCAAAGUUAUAUCCUGUACCAAUAGCACACUUAGAAGAAUUAAAAAAACAAAUUAAUGAUAGAUUGAAUAAAGGGUGGAUCAAGAGAUCUAGAUCCCCAUUUGGUAGUCCUAUCUUAUUCGUCUCUAAACCAGACGGUGGAUGGAGACUUUGUGUCGACUACAGAGAGCUAAAUAAAAUUACUGUUCGUGAUGAUUAUCCUCUUCCAAGGAUUAAUGAAUUAUUAAAUAAUACAAGAUUAGCUUACUGGCUAUCAAAGUUGGAUCUGUUAGACGGAUACCAUCAAAUUCGUAUCAAUGAAGGCGAACAAUACAAAACUGCUUUUAAAACUACAUUUGGUACAUUUGAAUAUACAGUAACACCGUUCGGGUUAGCCGGAGCAGGUGCUAAUUUUCAACGAUUAAUGGAUCACAUAUUCCAGUUGGAAAUUUUAAAUAUGAAAAUAUGUGUAUAUCUAGAUGAUAUAUUAAUCAUGACUAAUUCAGAUAGUUUAGACGAUCAUAUCAAUGAUUUGAUCGAAAUUUUUAAAAUUUUACAAAAACAUGACUUUAAAGUCAAAUUAUCGAAAUGUAAAUUUGCUAGACGAGAAAUUGAAUUCUUAGGUCAUGUAGUUGGUCGUGGAACAUGUCUCAUAGUUGAAUCUACUAUUGCAAAAGAUCGUCAAUGCAUCAUCGAUCUCUACAAUCAAAGACUUUUUUGUCCAUUUUGGAAUAACGAUGGGCGAACAUCAGAUGAUCGAUUAUUCUUCUCUCUCUUUGUGUUUGAAGUUAUUGUUAUUGUUAUUGUUAAUGUUACUGUUAUUGUUAUUGUUACUGUUGACUAUCUCAAAUUAAAUAACUAUUGUUUGAUAUUGCUAUCAAAUCUUGCAUUCUUAAUUGCUUAUGGUAGAAAUCCAUCUACUGUCGCUGACUUGGCAAUUCCUUUAAAUAGAGAACCAAGUGAUACAGUGAACGAUAAUGAGAUUGAAUCAUUAUUAAAUUAUACCUCUACAAUCAUUAUAAAUGUUAGAAAUAACUUAAUUAAGAUUAGAAACAAGAUGUUGUCUAAUUAUAAUAAAAAUAAAAAGUAUAAUGAUUUUAAGAUCGGUGAUAAAGUGUAUGUAAAGGAAAAGAGACCUUCCAAGAAGUGGAACAAAUUAGAAGCAGUAUACGCUGGUCCCUAUGAGAUCAUCGAUAUUGACAAACAAAAUUUAAAUAUAACUAUAAGAGAUUAUAUCUCUGGAGUUUCAAGAAUUAGAACAACGUCUAAAACGUUGCACGUAAAAUACUUUAAACACGCUCCAAAGGAUGACGUGAACGAGAGAGAAUACAUUCCAGUAGAAAAAUUAGAUUCUUUUCUAAAUAAUGAUGAAUUAAUAUCCGAUGUAAAAAUGUCUGAUAUCAGUAAUGAAGACGAAAUCACAGAUGAAACUAUGGAUCAAGACGACGUAGUUAAUCAUCAAGAUGAAAUUAAUCAAGACGAAGAUGAUAUCUCUGAUCUUGAAGAUUUAAAUGAUUUGAUGACUGAUAUAUCAAGUAUUGAUUCGUCAUUAGAACCUAAAGGACAUUUUUCAGAUUUACAGUUAUCGAGAAUCUUAAAUCCUGAAAAAAAUACAUAUCAUAAAGUUAGAGAAAUUUUAAAUAAUAAUAAAUCUAGCCCAAAUACAUUUAUAAAUCUUUUAAGAACUUUAGAAGAAAAGGAAUCAGUAAUAGAUUACCCUCACAACAAAGUAACAGAGGAAUCUAACCUUUUAAUAAAUAGUAUUAUGAAAUUUGCAAUAUCGCCAGAAUUAUUCGAAAUGAUUCAGAAAAGAUCAUUUAAAAUAGUAUCUAAAAGAAGAUUAACUAGUAACACUGAUUAUUUAGUUAAAAUAAGUAAUACUGUUGGAUGGGUUUCAAGACAAAUCCUCGCCAAACAUGCAUCCAAACAAAUCAACGAUUUCAACAAGAAAAUCGACAACCUCAACCCUGUAG
This is a messenger RNA of Heterostelium album PN500, 2119 nucleotides long. RefSeq names its product reverse transcriptase family protein. NCBI's taxonomy places the organism in Eukaryota, Evosea, Eumycetozoa, Acytosteliales, Acytosteliaceae. The annotation marks the transcript as partial. The record is from RefSeq and is a predicted model, not a curated record. The transcript is spliced from 5 exons.